UAAAAUAGCUGGAUUAUCUGUCACUAAGUCUCGCAAAAUAAUAGAAUGGAGACAAAAGAAUGGAGUAUUCAUUAACAGAGAACAGUUGCUCUCAGUCAAAGGAUUAGGACCAAAGAGUUAUGAACAAUGUGCUGGAUUUGUUAGAAUUAAUCCAGAAACAAUUGGAUUGCAACAAGGGUCUUCUGUGGUAUGUGAAAAAACCAAUCAUGACAUGAAAGCUGGUAUUAAAAGAAAAACUACUUCAACUAAAGAGAGUAAAUCAAAGAAAAGAAAAGUUGAUACGACAUCUGUAGUGAAUGUUUUAGAUAUGACAUGGAUACAUCCAGAGUCCUAUGAUAUUGCUGAAAGAUUGUUAUCUAAAGUAGAUGCCUCAGUCAAUGAAAUUGGACAAUCAGUGAUGACUACAAAACUGGAUCAAACAAUACAUCAAUAUGGAAUGGAAGUCCUUGCAGAUGAAUUAAAAGUUGGUAUACCUACAUUAACUCUAAUUAUUGAUGGUUUAAAACAACCAAAAGAUUUUGAUAUCAGAUCAGGAUUUGCAAAACCACUAUUCAGGAAAGGAGUCAUGUCUAUAAAUGAUUUACGGAGUGGUGAUGUAUUAACUGGUAGAGUGGAAAAUGCAACACACUUUGGAGCAUUUGUUGAUAUCGGCGUUGGACAAAAUGGUUUAAUUCAUACUAGUCAGAUGCCUCACUACGUGUUGCAGAAUGGUACACCACUUGGACCAGGGGAUAAAGUUAAAGUGAAAGUAAUGAAUGUGGAUGUAAACAGAGGAAGAAUAGGUCUACAGCUGCUGGAAGUAGUGAAUUAG
Messenger RNA from Saccoglossus kowalevskii, 811 nucleotides. Its product is annotated as S1 RNA-binding domain-containing protein 1-like. Lineage: Eukaryota; Metazoa; Hemichordata; Enteropneusta; Harrimaniidae. Gene Ontology annotation, biological process: nucleobase-containing compound metabolic process; translation. Gene Ontology annotation, molecular function: structural constituent of ribosome; mRNA binding. The record is from RefSeq and is a predicted model, not a curated record.